AUGCGUACAUGUAAUCGUUGUCUAUGUUUUAUUCUUUUCAUAACAUUAAUAAUCGUUGUUGUUCUAUCUUAUCUCAUAAACGGUGUCAACGAUUCAUUAAUAUCAUCAGAUAUUUUAAUUAAACAAAGAGAAUGUAAUAAUUAUUCAAGACCGAUUAUAUUUAUUGGUGGAAUGCCAAGAUCUGGUACAACAUUGAUGCGUGCCAUUCUAGAUUCACAUCCAUUAGUCCGAUGUGGGGAAGAAACACGAGUUGUACCAAGAAUUCUUAGUAUGAGAAGUGCAUGGAAAAAAUCAACGAUUGAGUGGAAUAGAUUAAUUGCUGGUGGUAUAAGCGAGAAUAUGCUUGAUUCAGCUGUGCGUGCAUUUGUAUAUGAAAUUCUUGUUCAACAUGGUGGACCGAAUGUUGAUAUUCUUUGUGAUAAAGAUCCAUUUGUUUUAAAACAUGCUGUCUAUAUGACAACAUUAUUUCCAAAUUCCAAAUAUUUAUUGUUAAUUCGAGAUGGACGAGCCGUUAUUCAUAGUGUUAUGAUGAGAAAAGUGACUAUAACCGGUUUCAGUCUAACGGAUUAUAAACAAAAUUUGAAAUCAUGGAAUAAUGGAAUCGAUGUUAUGGUUAAAGAAUGUACAAAAAUAGGAAAAAAUUGUUUUUCUGUUUAUUACGAACAAUUAGUUCUACAGCCUCGAGUUACAAUUGAAAAUAUUCUUAAAUUUUUAAACAUUCCAUGGGUCGAUAGUGUAUUGCAUCAUGAUGAAUUGAUUGAUAAAAAAAUAUCCUUAUCAAAAACUGAACAUUCAAGUGAUCAAGUCAUUAAACCGAUUAAUUUAGAAGCUUUAACACGAUGGGUUGGCCAUGUGCCAGAAGAUGUGAAGGGAAAUAUUGAUAAAUUAGCACCAAUGUUAAAACAAUUGGGAUACGAUACUAAAUCGGCUCAUCCAACGUAUGGUAUUGCCGAUCCACUAGUUAUUAAAAAUACAAAUAAUAUUCAACAGAAUGCAUCAUAUUGGAAUCAAAAAAUGAAACAAUAUGCGAGAAAAUUGCCAUUUCAAACAUCAAAGAAAAGCGUAUGA
Molecule: messenger RNA, 1068 nt
Organism: Didymodactylos carnosus
Lineage: Eukaryota; Metazoa; Rotifera; Eurotatoria; Philodinida; Philodinidae
Source: the annotation of a GenBank genome assembly